Messenger RNA from Gavia stellata (red-throated loon), 543 nucleotides. RefSeq names its product sodium/potassium transporting ATPase interacting 3 (gene NKAIN3). The record is from RefSeq and is a predicted model, not a curated record. Lineage: Eukaryota; Metazoa; Chordata; Aves; Gaviiformes; Gaviidae. The transcript is spliced from 5 exons. Gene Ontology annotation, biological process: regulation of sodium ion transport. Bases 1 to 543 code for a protein of 180 amino acids.
AUGGGCUGCUGCACGGGGCGCUGCACGCUGAUCUUCCUCUGCUCGCUGCAGCUGCUGGCAGCAUUAGAGAGACAGAUCUUUGACUUCCUUGGUUUCCAAUGGGCUCCUAUCCUUGGCAAUUUCCUACAAAUAAUAGUUGUCAUUUUGGGUUUGUUUGGAACCAUCCAGUUUAGGCCUCGAUAUAUAGUCGUGUACACGGUGUGGACUGCCCUGUGGGUCACCUGGAAUGUUUUCAUUAUCUGCUUCUAUUUGGAAGUAGGCGGACUUUCUAAGGAAACCGAUCUCAUGACCUUUAACAUCUCAAUGCACCGUUCUUGGUGGCGGGAACACGGGCCCGGCUGCAUACGAAGGGUGGUGCGUCCUUCUGCCCCUGGCAUCCUAGACGAUUACUCCUACGUCUCCGUGACAGGCUGCAUAAUUGAUUUCCAGUACCUAGAGGUCAUUCACAGCGCUAUCCAAAUACUUCUCUCCCUGAUUGGAUUUGUGUAUGCCUGUUACGUGAUCAGUAUUUUCAUGGAGGAGGAGGACAGCUGUAAGUACUGA